AUGGAUAGUAAGGAGGUGUUGGUGCACGUUAAGAACCUAGAAAAGAACAAGACUAGUGAUGCCACUGUUUUGGAGAUCCUGCGUGUCCUGGAUAAAGAAUUCGUCCCCACUGAAAAACUAUUGAGAGAAACAAAGGUUGGUGUGGAAGUCAACAAGUUUAAGAAGUCCAGUAAUGUGGAGAUCAGCAAGCUCGUGAAAAAAAUGAUCGGCUCUUGGAAAGAUGCCAUCAACAAGAAUAAGCGUUCCAGACAACCACAGCAACAACACCAUCAAGAGCAUUCGUCAGUUAGUAUGGAGAAUAAGACGCCUGCGAAUGGAUCUAUAAACGGGUCAGAACAACCUGCCUCUUCCCAACCAGACGCCACCAAGCAAGAAAAAUACGUCAGCACAAAGCCAAGAAAUAGUAAAAAUGAUGGUGUGGAUACAGCUUUAUACCACCAUAAAUUACGUGAUCAAGUAUUAAAGGCCCUUUACGAUGUAUUGGCCAGAGAUAGUGAGCAUCCUCCUCAAUCAAUUUUACACACUGCAAAGGCAAUAGAAAAUGAAAUGAAUAGAGUCAACAACUGCGAUACCAGUGAAGCCGCCUAUAAGGGCAGAUACCGUAUAAUUUAUUCAAACAUCAUAUCGAAAAAUAAUCCAGAUUUGAAACACAAAAUUGCGAACGGUGAUAUAGCGCCCGAGUUCUUAGCUACAUGCGAUGCCAAGGAUUUGGCGCCAGCGCCUUUGAAGCAAAAGAUAGAAGAAAUUUCUAAACGAAACUUAUAUAACGCACAAGGUGCCACUAUAGAAAGAUCAGUUACUGAUAGAUUUACAUGUGGUAAAUGUAAAGAAAAGAAGGUGUCCUACUACCAAUUGCAAACAAGAUCCGCGGAUGAACCAUUAACCACUUUCUGUACUUGUGAAGCAUGUGGUAACAGAUGGAAGUUUUCUUAG
Messenger RNA from Saccharomyces eubayanus, 933 nucleotides. It is a transcript of the gene DST1, whose product is annotated as transcription elongation factor DST1. Gene Ontology annotation, cellular component: nucleus. The coding region runs from base 1 to 933 and encodes 310 amino acids. NCBI's taxonomy places the organism in Eukaryota, Fungi, Ascomycota, Saccharomycetes, Saccharomycetales, Saccharomycetaceae. Gene Ontology annotation, biological process: transcription elongation by RNA polymerase II; transcription elongation by RNA polymerase I; DNA-templated transcription. The record is from RefSeq and is a predicted model, not a curated record. The transcript has a single exon. Gene Ontology annotation, molecular function: RNA polymerase II transcription regulatory region sequence-specific DNA binding; zinc ion binding.